This is a messenger RNA of Sparassis crispa, 1587 nucleotides long. RefSeq lists its product as hypothetical. The record is from RefSeq and is a predicted model, not a curated record. Lineage: Eukaryota; Fungi; Basidiomycota; Agaricomycetes; Polyporales; Sparassidaceae. Bases 1 to 1587 code for a protein of 528 amino acids. The transcript is spliced from 2 exons.
AUGCACCCGUGCCUAUAUAUCCAAGAAAUUGUGCGCAAAGUCGUAGAAUUCGUCCAGGAGCAGUCAGAGUACCACAGCUCCAUGGCAGCCAUCGCGCGCUGCUGUCACACGUUCAACGAGCCCGCGACCGACGCGCUGUGGGUCACGCAGUGGGACCUCGUCAAUCUAGUAAAAUGCAUGCCGCCUGAUGCGUGGAAGGAAGUAGAGACGGCAGAAAACUCAGACAACUUUUGUGUGCAUUUCACGCGCCCGCUCCUGCCCAAUGACUUCACCCGUUUUGAUAGUCUUGCAAGGCGCGUGAAAAAUCUCGGUAUGGAAUUACACUCCUCGCCACCGAAAUCCUUGACGAAAGUUUAUGAUCUGAGUCCGGAUGUCUUCGUCAUCCUGGACUUCCAUCGGGGCUCACAACCCCUUCUUCCCAACCUCAAGGCGCUCGGCUGCUCGCCCGAAAGAUCAGACAUAUCGUUCGACCGCAUGCUUCUGGGACCAAAAUUGCAGAGCCUGUUCGUGAAGCACGAGCAGUGGCCACCGCCGAGCGAGAGGGAUGAUCGUGCAACAAAUGUGCUGACCUACGCACCCUAUCUCUCUCCGGACAUCAGAGUUUUGACUUUCUAUCAGAACCUCACCACCCCACAGGCAUUGGCAGUGAUUGAAGCCAUUGGGAAAUUCCGCGCUCUGCAGGUCCUGGCGUUUCAUUUUCCCCCAGUGCGCAAGGUGGUCGUGGAGUUCAUGAACCAGCUGCCAUCUCUGCGCACUCUCCAGGAUAUCAGCAUCGUAGAUGCCGUCGGUUUCGACUUCCAUGAACCGAUCGAGACCGUCCUUCCGGCUAUGCCCGCCCUCCGCGGGAUCACAAUGACUGUCAGAGACGUCACACUCGGCGUAGCGAUGCUGAAGGCGCUGCAGGAGACUCCGUUAACCUACAUCAAUAUGCAGGUUUACUUGAGAGAGGGUGACCUAUCGUUCACAACGUUCUUCAAGGCAUUCGAGCACCUCCGCGUGCCCGAGCGCCUCACGACCAUCGAGCUCCAUGGGCAGCUCAGCGAAAACCUCGAGCUGCUCGAAAUCGACCCUUGCUUCGACGUCGCAAAGCUCAAGCCGCUGUACCCCUUCCGCAACCUCGAGCACCUCCACAUCGACACUGCCUACCCGGUCAACGUGGACAACAGCUCUCUGGCAGUGAUGGCGACGGCCUGGCCGAACCUCAAUGAGCUCGUGCUUGGAUCUCUGGAUGCAGGUACAAUGCCUUUGGUUACCCUGGAAGGCCUCGUUCCCCUAGCGAAAACCUGCCAGAAGUUGCAAGUACUAGGAUUGGUCGUUGAUGCAUCCACCGUGCCGCAAUAUCCUAACUCGGCGUGGGGAGAUGACUGUCAGAAUCAGGCCCUCCGUGAAAUGCGUGUCGGCGAAUCCGAUCAGCCAGAGGCACCGGAGGAAGUGGCUGGUUUCUUGUCGUACCUGUUUCCGAACAUCACGAUGGUACAUACGGUGGAUCUUGACGACGACGAAGAAGAGACCACAGAAUCCAAUGCAUGGCAGAAGGUUAACGACCUCAUUGGAAAGAAACUUCUUACUGUACUUGAUCAUUUGUAA